This is a messenger RNA of Dicentrarchus labrax (European seabass), 1026 nucleotides long. It is a transcript of the gene foxr1, whose product is annotated as forkhead box R1. Gene Ontology annotation, cellular component: nucleus. The transcript is spliced from 7 exons. Gene Ontology annotation, biological process: regulation of DNA-templated transcription. NCBI's taxonomy places the organism in Eukaryota, Metazoa, Chordata, Actinopteri, Moronidae. The record is from RefSeq and is a predicted model, not a curated record. Bases 43 to 948 code for a protein of 301 amino acids. Gene Ontology annotation, molecular function: DNA-binding transcription factor activity; sequence-specific double-stranded DNA binding.
CCUGCAACUCUCUCAGAGAAAACCCAUGAAACACAUUGAACCAUGACCUUACAGCUUAAAACCAAAGCUCGACUCUUUGACCUGCACUGCUCUGUGGGCCUGACGGACUGGGACAUGGACAAGGAGCUGAAACUGGUAACAACCACAGACCAGUUUUACCAUGAUGACAAACUGAAUGAUCAGUACGUGGUCCAGAGGCCUUCUGCAAGAGCCUCAAGAAGAAAAGAUGAAUUCAUUUGGUACGAUAAAACAUCAGACACCUUUGUGAAGCCAAACCUGUGGCUGUUAGUGAAUCCAAACAUCGCCUGCCCGAUCCAGUACGGCACAGCAGAUCUACAGAAUCUCUCUGCACCCGCAGAGGGAAUCCAAACCCCUCUACUGGACCCUGCAGAGACCCAGCGUCAGCUUACCACAGAGCUCCACAUGUUUGCCCCCCAUGAUGCUCCUCUCCGUGAGGAACUGCUGCGCUCUGUUUCCACCUCCACUGAAAUCAGGAACGAAGACAUCUCCUGCCGACCUGCCAAGAACAGAUGCAAGGGACGGACAACGAAAGCCAGGGACAGUAAGACCCUGAAGCCAGGAUGCUGGCCUCGUCCACCAGUGAAUUACUGCAUCCUCAUCUCCUUGGCACUCAAGAGCAGCCAUACUGGGAGCCUCAAAGUCCAGCAGAUUUAUCACUUCACCAGAGAGCACUUCCCCUUCUUUCAGACAGCUCCGGACGGCUGGAAAAACACUAUCCGACACAACCUUUGCUUCAACAACAGCUUCCGCAAAACCUGCAACCAGCUGUGCAGAGAUGGCAAGAGGAAGUCGUGCUUUUGGCACCUGACUCUGGACGGCCAGCGCCGCCUAAAGGAUGAGAUUCGCACAUUGACAGGAGAAUCCUUUAAGCAGCUGCAGAGGAGCAUGUCCCACCCAGAUCUAAUACGAAAUUUACUUGCACUGUGAUUGCAGCUGUAAACGUGUAAACGUUUACUUUAAACUAAUGCAUAAUAAAACUUUAUAUGCUGAACGUUUCUUCUGUUA